AAUUGGUCCAUAUGAAACUUUCAGGACAUAAAGUUGGCAACCUUGCGAUGACAUCUGAUGAGCUGUUCAAUCAUAUUUUGUAAACAUAACCUCAAAUUUACUCAGUUAACGAUGGCGAGUCCGCUCGAGAAUUGCACCGUGGAAGAACAACGUGCCGUGAUCAGAUUUUUAGUCGCGGAAGGUGAGAAAGGUAGUAAAAUCCACGAAAGAAUGUUAAAAGUGUACGGAGACAAUUGUUUGAAUCGUUCGAACGUUUACAAAUGGGUAGAUCAGUUUCAAAGUGGCCGUACAAAAAUUUCUGACGAGCAACGCAGUGGACGACCGGUCGAAGUUGGGACUUUCUCUCUCGAAUCUCGGAUUGAUGCGUUAAUUCAGGGCAAUAGGCGUAUCACUGUUGAACUGAUAAGUGAAAAAGUAAAUGCGAGUGUUGGAACUGUCCAUAACAUUAUAAACAACAAGCUGCAGUACAAGAAAAUCUGUGUGAGAUGGGUACCAGACAACUCAUGGAUGCUCACAAAGAAACCCGGGAGGUGGGAGAUCCUUCCACAUCCCCCGUACAGCCCCGACCUCGCCCCAUCAGACUUCCAUCUGUUUGGACCCCUUAAAGAGGGUCUACGAGGGAAACAUUUUCAAUCCAACGAAGAAGUCAAAAAUCAGGUGCAAAAGUGGCUUCGAGAUCAACCCAAAGAAUUUUAUGCCAAAGGCAUUUACAAAUUAGCAGAAAGAUGGGACAAGUGUAUAAGUGUUGCUGGGGACUAUGUUGAAAAGUAA
This is a messenger RNA of Trachymyrmex cornetzi, 771 nucleotides long. RefSeq lists its product as uncharacterized. The record is from RefSeq and is a predicted model, not a curated record. The transcript is spliced from 2 exons. Gene Ontology annotation, molecular function: nucleic acid binding. NCBI's taxonomy places the organism in Eukaryota, Metazoa, Arthropoda, Insecta, Hymenoptera, Formicidae. Bases 58 to 771 code for a protein of 237 amino acids.